AUGAAGAAACGCUUCAGCGUCGGGUUCACCAUUCACGAGGCCCUGAACUUGGUCCGAGAAAGAGGCCGUCCAAUAGAUCCUCUCGUCGUUGUGCGCUGCUGCGGAAGGGAGUACCGCUCAGAUAUAAAAUUUGCAAAGGCAAAUGUCGUCUCCUGGGACGAGUCACACACGUGGACUGACUUAGAACUCUCCAGCGAGGAGUGGGCCAAGUCAUUUAUUGAGUUCGAAGUCCAGGCAGCGAAUGCCUUCUGGAGGAACACAACCAUCGGGCUCGUCGCUCUGCAGCUCUCUCUCGUGCAAAAACGAAAGACGCACCAGGUCAAGAAGUCGCUGCCCCUACAAAGCCCUGAUGGAGCCGACUUGCACGGGUCUCUUCGGGUUACUGUCUUCGCCUGCGGCCCGGGCGAGUCUCCUCCAAGCCCAGGGGAGGAGUUGGAGGACUCGGACGAUGAAAACCAGGGAUUUAUUGACGACUUGCGAAAUGUUGUAAUUGACAAUCGCCAGGACUUGGUCCGAGGCGAGGGCACGCGCCCUUUCCACGUUUACGUGACAAUUCAUCGCUUGGAAGACUUACCGGCCGCCCCAAAAGGACUGAGGGAUCCUUUUGUAGUUUGCGAGUUCGCUGGUUGUCGCGUCCGCACGGCACAGGCGCGUGCGACGAGCUCCUACACCUUCAACGAAUGCUUCCGCAUUCCCGUCAUGACACCCGUCCCGGAGGAUACGAUUUUGAUCAAAGUUUGGGACUGGAACUUCAUGAGUGCAGAUGAACUGCUAGCCGUCGGCCGCAUUUCUUUCGCCGAGUUGCGGUCUCGCCACAUUCUCCCCCGAUGGUUCAACUUCUACGGAUUUGACGUUGGAGAAAUACCUAACUUCUCGGAAGUCAUUGCUCAAAGCGGCAAACUGACUCCGUGUACGUACAUGGGUCGUUUGCUGCUUAGCGCUCGGGCGGAACGACUUGACAAGGAUGCAGAGCUGCUUGCUGCUCAUUCAGUUGCAGCUGCUCCCUACGAAGACCCCCGCGUAAUUCCUAUUCUUCUAUUUUCGGACGUGUAUGAGGUGCAAGGAGCUCCCGGCGAUAGAGUCUACGUUGAAGUGUCUUGCGGACCUCUAAAAGAGAGAACUCGAUGGGUGGCCGGAGAUUUAGUGAAGCAGCGAGAACGUGAAAUGGGGGAGGCACCGUCUGCAGUGACUGCUGCCCUGGAAGGUGCAAAGGGCAUGGCGAAUUACUUCUUGGGGGCUUCUCCUGAAGGCCAGGACCAUUUUGUUUUCUCCCCAGUAGAUGGACGCAUUCCAGAAUUGCGCAUGGCCGUGCCUGACGACGAAAAACAACAGUGGGACGUUAUUAUCAAUGUAUAUGCGAAGGGGAUAUCCAAGAAUAUGCCGCACGCAACUCGCGUGGCGUACCAGCGAAUGCCGCUGGCGAAUAUUCCUGUCUACGUACAAAACAACCCACGGGCGCCCGUAUGGGUCCCUCUGCAUCCAAUGCCGCAUCUUUCGGACAGUUUAGCCCCCUCCGCUGUGCUAAUGACACUGGAAAAGGCCAAGACAGAUGCAGCUGCUAGAACGAAGCGGAAGCACAUCGUUGCAGCGGAAUAUAUUCUGCGGACAUACAUAUACACAGCCCGCAAGAUAUCGUCCCCCAGCGGUGCCCUCCCGAACGCUUUGGUGCAGGUGACCUGCGCUGGAGUUACAAAGGAAACAGAGCCAUGCGAUGCCACUUCCAAUCCGGUCUUCAUGGAAUGCUUGCAGCUGGAUCUUAGACUUAUGACCGACACCACCACUCGUCUCCCCACAGUCGUUCCCAUCGUUGCCAGUGUGUUUGAUGAUCGCUCCUGGGGCCGUCAGCUUCUUGGCAGAGCUGUCUGUCAUUAUGACCGUCUGAGAGGAAGGCUGAAGCCAGGGGAAGUUCCUUCAGUCGCAGAGCCCCGUUGGAUUAAGCUAAAGGGGGGAAAACGGAUGAACAAGCAUCGGGGAGACAUUCUUGUUUGCUUUGAGCUUAUUCGCAAGAAGGACGCAGAAACACUGCCAGCUUAUCCGAUGAGACCUCUCGUCUGUAUGUGCAAGCUCAGCCUGUCCUGUUUGAAUGUGCGGGACUUGAUUAUGGCGCCAAAAGGCCGGCCUAUUGACUUUAACAAGCUCAUACUUGGGGAAUUCGAAGGCAUCAGACGUGUUCGUAACCCCAUUUUGGUAGUAUCUGUCCCGUCCUUCGGAUCGUUAGGACGGGAUAGGACGGUAGUAACCCUUCAAUAUGAAAGGAAUGCCGAUGGAGACCCAAGUACCCCCAAUAGGAGAUGGUCGAACGGCGCUUACGAAAGCUUCGACAUUUUAAAAGUAGCUUCGCUGGAUGUGGAUAUUCCCGAAGACCCAAUCUAUGACCCCACCCUCACAAUUCAGGUGUAUGACCGCAAAAUCAAGCCCAAGUAUUUCAUUGGGCAGUUCUCCCUUUCCCUUAUUCCUCUGAUGCCGUGGAUCGCUGAUGUCGAGACGGCAUUGGAAGAUGUGAGGCCUUCACGGGACUAUGAGGACUCAGUUAAUUUGAAAAAGUUGGGAGGCAUAAUGCUCGGCGCCAAGGGGAGAAAUCAGAAGGGAUUAAGCACUGUAAAUGUAGUUCUGGAGGCGAUCAGCUCUGCUGACAGGGACGCUGCUGAGGCGAAUCAAUCCCGCUACCUUCAUCAGGUUGGAGUUCUGAAGUGCGACCAGUCCGCAGAGGGUGUAGUCUCUGUCUGGCUAAAUCCGGACUCGUUGCCAAAGAUCCUUGUGCAAUCUUAUGCAUUGCCAUCGGAUCGGCCAAUCCUCUUGGCAGGCAGCAUGUUUACCUUGAAUGUAUUCAUUCCCGCAAAGUUUGUCUUGUGCGCUGAGGGCAAACGAGCGGCGGAGAAGAAGACAAAGGAGCAGUUUCAGCGGCCUUCCGUCGAAACCACAGUGGAGAACUUCUUAGUAGAUGUGGACUUUCCUCCCGAUCCUCUUAAGAAGAAAGCCUUGGGGGUGACGCAGCUGACCGGAUCUGUUAAGUUUUUUGUCAACCUUACUCACAAUGAUGAACCGUCUGAGCACGUGGACCAAACGAUGGUACCAUGGGCACUGAAUGAGUCGCGCCUUCGAAAGCAUUUCAGAGGGGAAGAAGCUUACCCUAAGAUGAUCAAGAUUAGGGUGUAUGUUAUCCGAGCCAUCAACGUCCACUUGGUCAAGGGAAUGACGGUUGCGAACCCAUACCUCGUAUUUUCAGUUGGGAAGACAAAGAUGCCCUUUCGUGCUGAGAACAAGCCUGGAACGCUAAACCCGGACUUCUUUACUAUGUGGGAGAGGGAUGUUGCAUUCCCCGAUGAAUCGCGAUUGGAGGUUAGCGUGUGGAGUGCGCAUGAAAAGCUGCUUCAACAAGUGGAUGACGUGUUCCUAGGAAGCACUGUGAUCGACCUAGAAGAGCGUUGGUUCUCAAAAGAGUGGCAAGCUUUCAUGAAGAAGAAUGAGGUACCCAUGGAGUACAGACCACUGUCAAGAACGCCAAACGGUAGCGUUACUGGAAGUAUUGAGAUGUGGUUGGAGAUGAUGGAUUCUCAGAAGGCCGGCAAAGUCCCUCGAUUCAAUCUGCAAAAGCCAUCAUCAACGGACAUUGAGAUAAGGGUUGUUCUUUGGGGUUGCCGUGGCCUUUAUUUCAAGCACUUGGGUCCAAACAAGGAAACUGUAGAUGCUGUCCUGCGAUGUACAAUGGAUUGCACCAAGUAUCAAGGAUCUCAGCCUCUGUUGCAGAGCACGGACGUCCACUAUUAUUCAAAAACAGGGGCGGCUGUUUUCAACUGGCGUGUUGUAUACUCGCGCGUAGCAGCUCCCGUCAAUUCGUGCAUUCUUCAGAUAUCGGCCUACGACUUCCGCAACAUCGGCGAAUCACCAUUUAUUGGAGAGGUAAACCUGGAAGUGAGGAAGUACUUGGAAAGAGUUGCCCAGACAAUGGCAUCUAUCGAGGUUGACGCAGAGUUAAGGCUGCAAAAUAGGGCUCACGAGAGCCUAGAUGUGCAGACCUUCGGCUACGUGCAGGUCACCCUUCAGUUUAUGGCUCAGUCAGAGGCGACAAGCAGACCGGUAGGUAUGGGGCGUGAACAUCCGAAUCGUGAUCCUCGCCUCACAACGCCACAAGAAGGGCGCAAGUGGGAAGAUGUCUUGGGAUCUGCUGGACUUCGUGUAGACUACCGUCCCAUAUGGUAUUGGGUACGUGUUGUUUUCAUUGUCUUUUUGUCAAUCUGGGUCUUUGUCAUGGCGUUCUUGUAUCCGGCUCUGUUCCUGUGA
Molecule: messenger RNA, 4281 nt
Organism: Eimeria acervulina
Lineage: Eukaryota; Apicomplexa; Conoidasida; Eucoccidiorida; Eimeriidae
Product: C2 domain-containing protein, putative
Exons: 29
Coding region: 1-4281 (1426 amino acids)
Biological process (GO): plasma membrane organization
Source: RefSeq, a predicted model, not a curated record